This is a messenger RNA of Xiphophorus hellerii (green swordtail), 4391 nucleotides long. It is a transcript of the gene rgs19, whose product is annotated as regulator of G protein signaling 19. The record is from RefSeq and is a predicted model, not a curated record. NCBI's taxonomy places the organism in Eukaryota, Metazoa, Chordata, Actinopteri, Cyprinodontiformes, Poeciliidae. Bases 383 to 1027 code for a protein of 214 amino acids. The transcript has 7 exons.
GUGGAAGAGUGGAAGGGGGCGCUGGUUCCAGUUUAACCUGGCCGCUCUGAGGGCUCCGCGGCGGGGCUUCUCCUCGCUCGUCGCUGCGCGGUGGAAAGGGAAAGGAGAGGUCCAAGGAAGAAGGGGGGAUGACAUGCAUGUGUCCUAGCCUGCUAACAUCCCUGACGACUCGCACGCUAACAGACUGCCCACACUCACGGCAUGGCGGAUGUACUGGGUGAGGCAUGUCGUCGCACAGAAUCAGCACCGGGGAAAGAGCAGACAUCACAAAAAGAGACAUCUGUUCGCUCUGUCAUUCAGUAAACCCUUGCUGGUCCAGGCUUGAAUCGUCUCUCUGUACACAGGUCCGAUUCCAGCUGAGCAGGAGGGUGGUGAGCUGGCCAUGGGCGGAGGUCGCAGCGAGACCUCAGCUCUGAGCGGGGCAGGAGAGGCCCGGGGUUUGACCACUACCCAGAAUUCCCAGCGGCCCAAUGCCUGCUGCUUCUGCUGGUGCUGCUGCUGCAGCUGUUCAUGUCUCACCGUCAGGAAUGAAGAGGAGAGACGGAAGAGAAGGAGGAAGAGAAUAUCACAGGACACCAAGAUAGAAACCAAACUUGAAACCUGUCCCAAGCCCUCGGUGGAGGAGAUCCGGAUGUGGUCUCAGUCGUUCGACAAGCUGAUGAGGAACCCCGCAGGUCGGAACGUUUUCCGGGAGUUCCUGCGGACCGAGUACAGCGAGGAGAACAUGUUGUUCUGGCUGGCCUGCGAAGACCUCAAACAAGAAAUCAACAAGAGUGCCAUAGAAGAAAAAGCUCGGUCCAUCUACGAAGACUAUAUUUCUAUAUUAUCGCCAAAAGAGGUUAGUCUGGAUGCCCGGGUUCGAGAGGUGAUCAACAGGAAGAUGCAGGACCCCACGCCUCACACGUUUGAAGACGCCCAGCUGCAGAUCUACACGCUGAUGCACAGGGACUCCUACCCACGAUUCCUCUCCUCCAAUAUUUACAAGACCCUGGUUCUGGGCAGGUCCCGCACCUCCUCAGAGUGCUAGUCCUCCCCCCCGAAGCCCUUCGUCCGCCUCUAUGCUGCCUCGUGUUCCUCGGACAGGAGCGUUUCACCUCCUCUGUCACACACUCCUCUGUUCAAAUCACGUAGUCUUUGAAUCACUGCCAAGACGUCCUUCCCUUCUCUUCUCCACCAUCACCUUCCGGUCAUUUUCAGGCCUUGAAAAUUGAAAUUAAUUUGAAUAAAACAAAUGUUCUGCACAUCCAAGUGAAGGAAAGUAGAAUCAGUUAACAUUUAUUGCCAGAAAUAUUCAAGUUCAAUGAUCCUCACUCGUGUUUACAGGUCAAGCCCAUCCAUGAAGGCAGAUUUAGUUUCUUCCUCUUUCUGUUCCUUUUUUUUUUUUGCUCUCCUCCUCAGCUGUGAGCAACCGGAGAAGGACGUGUUCCUGGAUAUUUAAGUAUUUAUGAGUUAGGAUCUACUGUUAUGUGGAGAUGUACUUGACUACUUUGUGAGAGUCUGAUGCAUUUCAAGAGGAAAACCGUUCGUCUGUGCCAUGAACCUUUGGUGGAUUCGUCCUUCCUCACACACUCCAGCCACCGUAACGAGCCAAUCAGAGGAGGACGUCCCAGACUUUCAACCUGCAGUCACCUCUUCCUGACGAAGGACGGAAAGCUGAAAGGAAAAGACGGAUGCUGAAUCAUUCCCCCGUUCUUUCUGUCGUUUUUCCUCCGUUCAACUGGAAUAACAGGGUGCUCGCUCCAUCUCCCACUAAAACAAAAAACCCACAAAGUUUUCUGGAUCAAUCGUUUCCCACCUGCCAUAAACAGACGGAUGAAGGAAGGACGACAUUCCUUCCAACUACUGAUUUACAAAAAGACGACGAGUCUAUUUUUUAAGAGAAAACUCUAUAUGAAACAAUUUUAUUAUAUAUAUAUAUAUAUAUAUAUAUUUUUUUUUUUUUUCAUUUUAUUUCUCCUACUGAAUCCCUCACCUGAAUGAUGAUAUUUUUUGCAAGCGGAGGAGAGUUCCUCUGAAACUGUACUGAUCUCCACCCAACACACACACACACACACACACACACCCACCCACACACGCACACACACACACACCACCGCAAUAAAACACUGGAGUCCAGACAACAGUCACACACUGAUCAUAUUUGAGUCACUCUGCGCACAGGGAUUGUUCAGAAAUCAUGAGUUAAUUCACUAAAUAAUUCCCAGUGAUGAAGAAAACCCCGAGGAGUUAAAGAGGAGAAAAACAGAAGUCUGCUCUGAGCGUUUCCUGUUUCCCUCUCAGGGACGGUCACUCUCUAAACUCAGGUUUUCCUGCUGGAGCUGUGAGUGUGUUACCGUUGAAAUGGAAGCGAAGGCAGCAGAUGAUCGCUUGACUCAUAUUCCUCACAAGACCAAAACCAACUUCCUGAACGGUUUUCAGGAACAGCAGAGUUUAGUUCGAAGCUGGCAGCAAAACUGUCUGGUUUUUAAAGAAAGCCUGUUUUUAAGCUUUAUUGAUUAAUUCAUCCCAUAUAUGAUCAAAAGUUUGAUCAUAUGAUUAGUGUUGACAUAAUCUCUUCUUGUGUUUUAUUUUUUAUGAAUCCUAACUUUGCACAUUAACUAAGGACCUUUUCAGUCCAUCUAGUAAACAUGAAAAAAUUAGACACGGAGCAGAGGUGUCCAAAGUGCGGCCCGAGGCCAUAUGUGGCCCCUGGGAUGAUUUGGUGUGGCCCCCAAAUAUAAUUCAAAAAUUACAUUAGUUUGGCUGCUAACUUGUGCAGGUGGUUGAUGCAAAUUGAGACUUUUUGCUUUGAAUUAGGGCAAAAUUAUUAGAAACAAAUUAAAAUCUUCCAAUGAGGGAAAAUGUUUGAUGAAAUAGAAAGCAUUCAUCUUUUUACAACCAUGCUUUUUGCAAUCUCUUUGACUUUAUAGGAAAUAGGAACACAUUUAUGUAGUGACUUGGUUAUGUAGACUUUGGUUCCCUAAAAUCUGCGUUUAGAUAAUUGAUUAAACUUAUCUAAAUAUGGCCAAAUUUGAUCUAAGACUAAAAUCAUUUUUUUGUCCCAGUGAAGCUGAAAAAAUGUACAAAUUGGAAGUUUUCUUUAUUUAUUGUAGGUUUAGGUUAUUGUUGAGCAGGAAAAAAGGUCAUAAAAUUAUUUUAAAUUGUUUUAAAAAUUCUAUAUAUUUUUGACUCAAGUGAUUUUGGUCAAUGUGACGAAACAUUUGGACGGCCCUGACAUGGAGGCUAAAUCUAUCUGCAGCCUGAUAUUAUGUAAGGUUUGUGAUAUAAAAAUGAUGUGCUUAUUUAGUGUUGCAGUGUCUAAUGAAAACAACUUAAAGUCUAAUUUCUUUCCAAACCUGGUCUCAAAAUUCAGUAUGGUGGCCUCAAGGAAUAACAUCUUCCAGUCUGAAUUUAGUUGCAUUUAUAUUAAAGAAAAAAUUUUGUGUUUUUUUUUCUUCUGUCAAGCAGAUGCUAGGUUAAGUAGAUUGUAGUUAUGAGUGUAAUUUGUCAAAGAAAUUAGACAUGGCUGAGAAUAACUCCAACUGUUAGAUGGCAGAAAGGUUCUUCCAGUACAAUCCUCAGUGUGUAUAGAAGAAGAAUCAAGAGGCAUUACUGGGACACACACCAGUUUGGUUCAGACUGGGAAGGUUUCUGGCUAAUUAGCUGCAGAAAUCCACAUCUUUUCUGUGUCUUUUCUAGAAAAGUGGCCAGUUUAUUGUGCAACCUUUGGCGGAUAACAUUACUGCAGCCUAAAAAUCUCACAGAUGUGAACAAUAACCCUCAUGUAGAUCUAAUUAGCCAAAAACAAACAAGGAUGAUUCAAUGUUCUGCACUUUAAAAAUCCCCCAAAAAUCAAAACACACUUCAGAACAGUCCCAGUAAGCAUAGUAAUUCAAAUAUUUAUACACACAUUCAUACGCACACACACACACCAGGGUGGCCUACCUGGGCACUGCUGCUGCUGACCUCUGUAACCUCUCACCUUUGACCACGCCACUGUCUGAUGCCCACUUGCACGUCUGCUCCUGAUUGGCUGCAGGCGGGCUGAUCUGUGGUUGGUCAGUUCAGAAAGAGGGGUGGGAGAAAAAAUCCCAGGUGCAAAAAAAAAAAAAACUUCACGAAAAAGAGCUGAUAAAAAAACAUACAGAGAUGAAAACAAGGUAACUAUUGUAUGAGAUGGUAUGCAUAACCCCGGUGCUUCUUGGGAAAUGUAGUGUGAGGAGAACAAACGUUUGUAGGUGCCUGUAACGGCAGACGGACCAUUUAAAUAUUAAAAAAGAGAGCUAUCUGAGUCUUUUACCAGGUUGGUCACUCAGAAUGCAUUUACCUUAGUAUUGUUAAUGUUAUUUAUUUUAUAUUUUGUUAAAACUGUGAUUUAAUUGUACAGAUAUAAAUGGAAACCCUGGAGCAUC